Messenger RNA from Colletotrichum destructivum, 433 nucleotides. RefSeq lists its product as uncharacterized. Bases 56 to 313 code for a protein of 85 amino acids. The transcript has 3 exons. The record is from RefSeq and is a predicted model, not a curated record. Lineage: Eukaryota; Fungi; Ascomycota; Sordariomycetes; Glomerellales; Glomerellaceae.
UCCCAAUUCUUACCCUCAUUGGUCCUUUUCUCCCUCAAAUCCCACACUCUUUACCAUGAAGUUCAUGACCUUCCUGACGCUGUUUGCAGUUAGUGCUCAAGCCGCCAAGAAGUGGUGCGAGUGUGAUAACGGGGGCAGAGCUUCACUCCCAGAAGAUACUGCAGCUGCCUGCAAAAUUCUCAAAGGAGGAUAUCAAGACGGCUGGUGCUACCUCACCGUUUCAGUAUCCAAAUGGGAACAAACCUGCGCAAGUGGUAGUGGAGAUUGCAAGAAACGCUGCAAAAACAGCGGAAAGAUGAAGAAAUGUUACUGAACUGUUCAUAAAACAAUCACCCAGCAACACACAUUGUCCAAGCCUGGGUCUUUUGAAGUAAUUAGAAACACCUCCAUGUCAAGGUGCUCUGGCCAUCGCGCUUGUCCUGAAAUUCGAUGA